AUGGUGUAUACUUUGGUUUUAUUGAGACACGGCGAAAGUGUUAUGAACAAGGAAAACCGUUUUUGCGGUUGGAUUGACGUUGAUUUGAGUGAAAAUGGAAAACAACAAGCAAGGGAUGCCGCUGAUAUGAUCAGUAAACACAACUUGACUUUUGGACAUGUUUUCACCUCUAUUUUGAAACGAUCAUAUGACACAGCUUCAAUAGUUUUAGAAAGACUGAAUCAGAAGGAUGUUCCUUCAACUAAAACGUGGAGGCUAAACGAGAGGCAUUAUGGAGCAUUGCAAGGUCUCGACAAGCUCGAAGUUGCUCAACAAUAUGGAGAGGCGCAAGUUAAACAGUGGAGAAGAUCAUACGACAUCCCACCACCAAAAGCACCUGAGGAUAGCCCACACAAUCCUAAAAAUAAUCAUCUGUUUGACGUAGUGCCGAGAGAAUUGCUUCCUAACGGAGAAAGCCUUAAAUUAACACUCGAGAGAGUUAUGCCAUUCUGGAAUGAAACAAUAGUCCCAGAAUUGAAAAAGGGACAACCCGUUUUCAUAGCAGCACACGGAAACAGUUUGAGAGGAUUGAUCAAGAUGUUGGAUAACAUGUCUGAAGCACAAAUUAUGGAGUUCGACCUUCCCACAGGAGUGCCUGUACUAUACAAACUUAACGAGGACUUUAGCGUUAAAUCGAAGGAGUUUUUAUUGGAUGAAGCAGCACUAAAGGCGAAGAUGGAAGCGGAGAAGAACGCAAUCAAAAAACAGGCAGCAAAGUAA
This is a messenger RNA of Theileria orientalis strain Shintoku, 759 nucleotides long. Its product is annotated as phosphoglycerate mutase. Gene Ontology annotation, molecular function: intramolecular phosphotransferase activity. Gene Ontology annotation, biological process: glycolytic process. The record is from RefSeq and is a predicted model, not a curated record. The transcript has 6 exons. Lineage: Eukaryota; Apicomplexa; Aconoidasida; Piroplasmida; Theileriidae. Bases 1 to 759 code for a protein of 252 amino acids.